GCCAAGUAGAGAGGGGGAGAGAGAAUCCGGGCACCGCUUCCCCAGCGUCUCUUUCCUACAGCUGACGCCCCCCGCACGCACUUUUUCUUCUUUCGCUUGCUCUUCUUGUUCUUUCGCUGUUGACCCGGAGCUGCCGGGCGCCGCUGGAGCUCUCAGGAUGAGGAGGAUCAGGGCUAAUGCCAUCGCAAUCCUGACCGUCGCUUGGAUCCUGGGCACUUUCUAUUACUUGUGGCAGGACAACAAGCCUCAUUCCGCGGCAUCCAGCAGGUCCCCCAGCAGCAGCAGCAGCGCCGGCGGCGGCAGGAGCGGGCAGAGAUCCUCGGGCAAACUGGAGAGCCACAAGGAAGAAAGGACCAUCCCCCUCGUUGCAUCCAAGCCACCACAAGCAGACAAAAAUGGCUUACGGGGUUUUGAUGAAAAGGCGUAUGUAUCCUCAAAGCUGCUGAAAGCUGGAGAAGACCCUUAUCGGCAACAUGCUUUCAAUCAGCUGGAGAGUGACAAACUCAGCAGUGACCGGCCCAUUCGAGACACCAGGCAUUACAGGUGUGCAUCUGUGCACUAUGGUGCUGACCUUCCAGCAACUAGCAUCAUCAUCACCUUUCACAAUGAGGCUCGCUCCACGUUGCUCCGCACAGUGAAAAGUGUUCUGAAUCGUACCCCAGCCAACCUGAUUCAGGAAAUAAUUUUAGUAGAUGACUUCAGCUCUGAUCCUGAGGACUGCCAGCUUCUUACGAAGAUACCAAAGGUCAAAUGUCUACGCAACAAUCGUCGAGAAGGCCUGAUCCGCUCUCGAGUGCGAGGUGCUGAUACAGCAACAGCUGACAUUCUCACCUUCCUGGACAGCCACUGCGAAGUGAACAGUGAAUGGCUGCAGCCAAUGCUUCAGAGGGUGAAAGAGGAUUAUACUCGAGUGGUGAGUCCUAUCAUCGAUGUAAUAAGCCUGGACAAUUUUGCCUACUUAGCAGCAUCAGCAGAUUUGAGGGGAGGAUUUGACUGGAGUCUUCACUUUAAGUGGGAGCAGAUCCCCAUUGAACAAAAGUUGUCCAGAACAGACCCUACCCAGUCCAUAAGGACGCCUGUCAUCGCUGGGGGCAUAUUUGUGAUCGAUAAGUCUUGGUUUAAUCACCUUGGAAAAUAUGACACCCAGAUGGAUAUCUGGGGAGGAGAGAACUUUGAGCUUUCUUUCCGAGUCUGGAUGUGUGGAGGUAGCUUGGAGAUUGUUCCCUGCAGCCGAGUGGGCCAUGUUUUCAGGAAACGCCAUCCGUAUGACUUCCCUGAGGGCAACGCACUGACCUAUAUCAAAAAUACUAAACGUACAGCAGAAGUAUGGAUGGAUGAGUACAAACAGUAUUACUAUGAGGCACGACCGUCUGCCAUUGGAAAGUCAUUUGGAAGUAUUGCAGACCGUGUGGAACAACGCAGGAAACUAAACUGUAAAUCCUUCCAGUGGUACUUGGAGAAUGUGUAUCCUGAGCUCAAGGUUCCAGAAAAGGAGCUAAUUCCUGGGAUCCUCAAGCAAGGAGCAAAUUGUUUGGAGUCUCAGGGACAGGAUGGAGCAGGAAACGCUCGAGCAGGGGUUGGGAGCUGCAAAGGGACCGUGAGCAAUCCUGUAGCCACUCAGGAAUGGCUAUUCAGUGACCCUUUAAUCCGGCAGCAGGACAAGUGUCUCUCAAUCACCUCUUUCUCCACCGGCUCGCAGAUCACAAUGGAGGCAUGCAAUCAGAAAGACGGCCGACAGAAAUGGAAGAUGAAAGGCAGCUUCAUUCAGCACUUUGUCAGUGGCUUGUGCCUAGAAAACCAGUCCAGCAAGCUAGUGACCAACAUCUGCCAGUCCGACACCCUGGGCCAACAGUGGGAGCUGCUCCAGGCAACAUGAUGGUUGCCCAGCGACGAUUUCUCUGAUGCUUUUGCAUGAGACUCUGGGAAUGGAAGAGGGUUAGGGUGGGGGAUGAAGUCUGAUUACCUUUAAACCCUGAAUAUUUUGAUUGUGAUCCUCAGCCAGUAACCAUUUCAGCUGAAAUGUUAGUGUUUUUGGAUUCAUUAACAAAGCACUCCGCGAUGUAUGAAAGCACCACUGGAGACAGCCCAUCUGUUCCCCGUUUCCUCAAUGCGAGUAACACAAUAGGAAACUGGACAGCAACGCAAGGCUGAGGAAGGGGACAUCCCAGCAAGCGAGGCUUAGGUGUGACGACGACUGACAGCUGCUCCCUUCCAUUCCUCCCUCUCCAGGAAACCUUGUGGUCUGUGAUCCCAUGGAGUUGUUGCAAUUGGUGUCCUUGACAAUGCUUAAUGUGAACUCCUGGUGGAUUUGCUUGGCCUCACUGGCUUUCAGACAUGACAUCACCUCUCAUUUGCAUGUGUGUUGUACAACAUGGUUUAUGGGAACACUGGCAAGAAUCAUCCUGGAUAAGUUAUGGCAAGAUGCAUAACUGGGGAAGUGGAAGGUGCAGAAACCACCAUCUUUAUUAAUUCGCUUUGUUUGUUUAGUUGUUUCGGUGUUUAUUUCUUCACUGGAGUAUGUUAAUGUAAUUCCUCACAUAGGUAUGUCUCCUUAUUUUCUCUGGUGGGAGGGCUGAUAUAUUGCAGGAGGAAAGUUAAAGCCUUCUUUGGUUAAAUGGUCUGGUACGAUUUUUAAGUUUGAGUCUUGAGGUACAAAUGUUAUUGAAAUCACAUGAACAAAAGGUUCCCUUUUGCAUAAUACAGAAGGUAUAAGUGAUGUGA
This is a messenger RNA of Varanus komodoensis (Komodo dragon), 2721 nucleotides long. It is a transcript of the gene GALNT16, whose product is annotated as polypeptide N-acetylgalactosaminyltransferase 16. Gene Ontology annotation, cellular component: Golgi apparatus. The transcript has 15 exons. The coding region runs from base 158 to 1876 and encodes 572 amino acids. Lineage: Eukaryota; Metazoa; Chordata; Lepidosauria; Squamata; Varanidae. The record is from RefSeq and is a predicted model, not a curated record.